Molecule: messenger RNA, 1065 nt
Organism: Desarmillaria tabescens
Lineage: Eukaryota; Fungi; Basidiomycota; Agaricomycetes; Agaricales; Physalacriaceae
Product: terpenoid cyclases/protein prenyltransferase alpha-alpha toroid
Exons: 8
Coding region: 1-1065 (354 amino acids)
Biological process (GO): protein geranylgeranylation
Cellular component (GO): CAAX-protein geranylgeranyltransferase complex
Molecular function (GO): CAAX-protein geranylgeranyltransferase activity
Source: RefSeq, a predicted model, not a curated record
AUGCUCGACGCCCCAUUGCCUUCCUGUGGUCGUUUAGGACAUGUAGGGCACGCCAAACGAUGCCUCGCAGGGCUCCCGAGCUCCCAGGUCGACCUGGAUGCUUCAACGAUGGCGGUCGUAUUCUAUUGCAUCGGAAUCCUGGAUCUCCUUGGGAUGCUACAGGGGAAGACCUCUGAGACGGACCGGCAGUCUUGGCGCGAUUGGGUAUGGGAGCAGCAAACUCAUGGUCCCAAUGGCUCUGGAUUUCGCCCCAGCACUUAUAUGACCGCACAGAGGCCACCGAAUGUACAGGAAGAUUGUACUGACUACGAUGGCCCCCACGUUAUAAUGUCGUAUACGGCGCUCCUAUCGCUAGCCAUCCUACGGGACGAUUUCUCCCAGUUAGAUAGGCCUGGAUUGAUCAAGUUCCUCAAGUCGUGUCAGCGGGAAGAUGGCAGUUUUUCUACUGUAACUGGGAGUGGCGACACUGAUCUUCGCACCCUGUAUUGCGCCUUUGCAAUCAGUAGCAUGCUGGAUGAUUGGUCUGGUGUUAACGUGGAACUUGCACUGCAAUUUGUCGCGAAAUGCAGAACUUAUGAAGGUGGUUAUGGCCAGUCACCAAAUUGCGAGGCCCAGGGGGGAACGACUUACAUCUCCAUUGCGUCCCUACACCUUGCCCCUGGAUCGCCAUCUACUCGAUUGACUCUCGCAGAACGACAGAAGACCAUACAGUGGUUGAUCCAGAACCAACUCCUGUCUGGAGGUUUUACUGGUCGCACUAACAAAGAAGCGGACGCCUGUUACUGCUUUUGGUGCGGUGCUGCGCUCCAGAUUCUUGGCGCUCGUGAGCUAGUGAACGUGCAAGGCCUCGGUCUGUUCCUCUCGAACUGCCAAUUCAAAUACGGCGGUAUUGCAAAGACACCCGGGGAACAUCCAGAUCCAUAUCAUACUUAUCUCUCGCUUGCCGCCUUAUCAAUGUAUCCCCCAGAAGCUGAUCCGACGUGGGCAUUCGAGCCUCUCGAUCCCCUUCUCAACGCUCGCGUGGAAACCUCAAAUUGGGCUCGCGCGCAUAUUCCUGCUCGAUGA